AUGACUACUGUCAAGCCAAUCGUCGAAGAGCGACAACACCAUUCGUGGGGUUUAUUGGUGCAAGGAAGACCUGCUACUCCUUCGGAGGGUAGAGCUCAGCAAUACACUAGGAUUGGAUCGAAAGAUACACAGUCACUUAUCACCCACAAUAAUGGAACUUGCUUGGAGUUCGGCCCUUGGGACUUGGUCGAUGAGUUCGAUGCUACCAAGCCAUUCUAUCAACAAAUCCUUUUAAUCGAUACCACGAUUAAGGAUAUCCAAUCGGUCCGAAUUCGCCAUAACGACACUGUUGGUGACGAUGUCGAUGUCUUCAAGGGCUUUCGAACCAUUCCUUACACCGGUGAGCGCCAUCAACACGUGUACCCAAAUGGCGAGACCUACGAACAAGUACCGAGUUACUACGCGAGAGUUGAAAAUACACCUUCCAUGUACUCAACAUCAAACAAGUCAGAUGUGAUCGGCGAGGCACAUCCGGGCCUGUCUUCUGAUACCAGGUUUGGCGUUUUGGUACCAAGCCAGGACCGAAGCGCAGGGCGUGGUGGCAACACGCACCGAGGAGGCUCCGAACGUGGCAGAGGCAACCAGCACCAUGGUGAGCGUGGUGGCUACGCACAGCAUCUAAAUCGCCGCGGAAGACGUGAACAGCAGUUUGGCCGUGGCCAGGGACAGGGACGUGGUGAUGGAAGAGGUGAUUGGCACGGUACCUUUCGUAAUGUUGGUCGGGGCGGACGCCACCAUGACAAUGGCAAUCAUCAAGCGUCUUUACAAGAACGUGAGCCAAUGAAUGAUCACGGAAAUGAGCAAGCUUGGGGAAACGGUCGUGGCGAAAACAGUUCCAGCUAUCGUCAAGAAGCUGGCCAAAUGUAUCAAGAUUACAAUGAAACUGAUCGCACCUAUCCUACUUUCAGCGAAGAUAAUCGUGCUUAUCCAACUUACGCCGUCUAUAACCAAGUUGAGAACCAUUAUAUGGGACAUAACGGUGAGGAGUUUGCUCAUGCUUCUAUGACAAGUGGCCCACAAGGUCCUGUCUACCCGGUAUAUGAGGAACAUUAUCCCGUCGCUCCUCCACCAAAUGCAUUUGUAAUGGGCAUCAACGGACAUGCAAACCCUUACUUUGUCCCAGUUGGCAUCAAUGGAAAUUCUUACGCUGCUCCUGUCUUUUACCCAUACUCUCGCAACACAGCCGAUGCUUAUGAAUAUGCAAAUAAUCAUCAAAUUUUGCAUUCACCAGAACCAAUUGAGAACCACUUGAGUGGCCGUUCUCAACACUUCAUUCCUGGUCAAGAAGUUGGUGUUGCUGUUCCUAUGGGACCUGAACACAGUCGUGCAAAUCCACGUCCUCGUGUCGUUUUACCACCAACGACGCCCGGCCUACAAAUGCAUGCUAGAUCUUCCGCAGAGUCUGAGGGAUUUCUGGGUGCCACCAUACAACCGCCAACCCUUUUUGGUGCUACACCAGGCCGUUCACCCAUGAGAACUACCACGGACGAAGGCUCGCCACUCAUGCGUCCUCGACGUCAUGCGACUGAUCCCAAUCUCUCUUUCACUCCUCUGACUCACGGUCGCUCAACCUCAGGAUCUGGUACAGAUCUACGUCGCUUGGCAACAGGCAACUCCGGAUUUGCAAUUGCCGAGGCAAGAGGCUCUCCUAGUGCUGGUGCUUUUUCGCCAGAAUCACCACACAAUAACAACUCGACAGCUAGAAGCUCCCCUGGCCUUUCAUUCUCGACACUUGGUGUAGUUGGUCCCAUGGCAAGAACAUCGUCUUCCCAUGAAUUGAAGUAUGUCGGCUACACUAUUCAGGGUCAACCUGGAGUAUCUUCUGGCUCUGGUUCGCGUACGUCUACACCAAUUGCCAACCCGGGUCGCCGUUGGUUCGAGGCUAGACAAUUCGUCCCAAGUGGCAGUAGAUUGUCCUCUCCUGGUAUGGCCAGCCCCGGACCUGGCAACAGAGUCUGGGCAGAGUCAAGAUCGGAGAGCGGACAGAUGUAA
Botrytis deweyae is the source of this 1992-nucleotide messenger RNA. RefSeq lists its product as uncharacterized. The transcript has 3 exons. Bases 1 to 1992 code for a protein of 663 amino acids. The record is from RefSeq and is a predicted model, not a curated record. Lineage: Eukaryota; Fungi; Ascomycota; Leotiomycetes; Helotiales; Sclerotiniaceae.